Linepithema humile (Argentine ant) is the source of this 556-nucleotide messenger RNA. RefSeq names its product zinc finger protein 593 homolog. Lineage: Eukaryota; Metazoa; Arthropoda; Insecta; Hymenoptera; Formicidae. The record is from RefSeq and is a predicted model, not a curated record.
GUAACUUUUGCGGAUUACGGAUUACGGGCUGUAUGUGACGGCACCCUAACAGUAACAUGCAUUUGACAAGUUAAUUCAGUUAAUUUCUGGUCGUGUAAAUUUUAAAAUGCCUUAUAAACGUAAAAAGCAUCAUAAAGGUAACACACAUUUGAAGAAAGGUUGGAGGACGAAGCGGAGAACGAAGGACUUGGACGAGAUUAAUGAAGACUUGAAGGAGAAAAAUACGGAGAAGCUGUUGCAUCAGGAAGUGGAUUUUGAUAAACCAGGAUCUGGGCUACAUUAUUGCGUACAUUGCGCGAAACACUUUAUGAACAAAACCACACUGCACGCUCAUUUUACUAACAAGCGUCACAAACGACGGCUGAAAGCGCUUGAAUUAGAACCAUAUAGUAUCGAAGAGUCAGAAAGAGCAGCAAACAAAGGAAGCUACAUUGAGCCAAAAAAGCGGAAGAUAGAAACUGUGACACGAGAGACUUUUAAUAAAAUAGAUGUGGAUGCUGAGCCAACUGCUAAAAUUAUGAAAAUAGACAAAUCAAAUUAACUUACUGUUUGUAAU